UUUGACGUACAAGAUGUCACACACAUUUUCGAAAAUACACAGAUACACAUUUCUCAUUUCUGGCUGAACUAAAUUUCCUGUCUUGGCGCACUUCCACAAAUUCUGGUGGUCUCCUGCGUAUUGUUGCGUAUAUCAGAUGAGUAAGAUGAUGAAUAAGAUAUGGACUCAAUUCAGGGGUGGCUGCAUACUUCGAGGAAAUUUGAUUAAAUUCAACAAUAGUAUUACCAGCCAAAUUGAAAAUGAUCUAAAGAUCGAAGAGUUGCUAACGGAACGGAAGCAACUAGAGACAAAAACCGGCACGCUCACCAAACAGGUCAGGGGAGGUCAUGGUCUCCGACUUAACGCGGGCUAUUAAACGCAUAGAGUUCGAUAAAGACAUGGAUCUGAGAAUUAAAGUGACAGCAAAAAAAGCACCAGCCGAAAAAGUGAUUGAGAGCAGCCCCACCUCGACAUCUCCGUCAAACAAAAAAAAAAUGACCCAGUGUCGGUGAUAUGAGUUGAUGCAAAAAUCCCCUCCAGUGGUUCACAGGGGUUUCAUUAUCAACAGAACGUGUCGGAAACCUAUAAAAGCAUUCAUCUCGGCUGAGAUUGGCAUUCAGAAAGCAAAAGAUUCCAAACGAUGAAGCUGUUCGCACUGUGUUGUCUGCUGUUCGCUCUACUCGG
Molecule: messenger RNA, 663 nt
Organism: Drosophila miranda
Lineage: Eukaryota; Metazoa; Arthropoda; Insecta; Diptera; Drosophilidae
Exons: 3
Coding region: 137-355 (72 amino acids)
Source: RefSeq, a predicted model, not a curated record